Brachypodium distachyon (stiff brome) is the source of this 2231-nucleotide messenger RNA. RefSeq names its product heat shock 70 kDa protein BIP5. The record is from RefSeq and is a predicted model, not a curated record. Gene Ontology annotation, cellular component: endoplasmic reticulum lumen; membrane; cytoplasm. The transcript has a single exon. The coding region runs from base 78 to 2093 and encodes 671 amino acids. Gene Ontology annotation, biological process: cellular response to unfolded protein; protein refolding; endoplasmic reticulum unfolded protein response. NCBI's taxonomy places the organism in Eukaryota, Viridiplantae, Streptophyta, Magnoliopsida, Poales, Poaceae. Gene Ontology annotation, molecular function: ATP binding; heat shock protein binding; ATP hydrolysis activity.
UCAACUAGUUGCACACACAAACAACGACGACAACAACUUCGAUAAACUAGCAGGCAAAAGCAGCUAGUUUCGACGGCAUGGCCCGAGGGACGUCGACGACGGCGUUGCUUCUGGGGCUGUUCCUCGUGGGGUUUCUGGUGGCUCCGUCGGCCGCGGCGGCGGACUCGAAGGGGGAUCAGCAGCCGGCGAACAAGGCGUCUGGCGGUCCGGUGAUCGGCAUCGACCUGGGCACGACCUACUCGUGCGUGGGCGUGUACCGGAACGGCCACGUGGAGAUCAUUGCCAACGACCAAGGCAACCGCAUCACCCCCUCCUGGGUCGCCUUCACCGACUCCGGCGAGCGCCUCAUCGGCGAGGCCGCCAAGAACCAGGCCGCCUCCAACCCCCUCCGCACCAUCUACGACGCCAAGCGCCUCAUCGGCCGACAGUACGGCGACGCGGAGGUGCACAAGGACAUGAAGCACCUGCCGUACAAGAUCGUGGAGAAGCGCGGGAAGCCGCACAUGGAGGUUGAGGUGAAGGACGGCGACGUGCGGACGCUGAGCCCGGAGGAGGUGAGCGCCAUGGUGCUGACGCGGAUGAAGGAGACGGCGGAGGCGUUCCUGGGGGAACCGGUGAAGGACGCCGUGAUCACCAUCCCGGCCUACUUCAACGACGCGCAGCGCCAGGCCACCAAGGACGCCGGCGCCAUCGCCGGCCUCAACGUCGUCCGCCUCAUCAACGAGCCCACCGCCGCCGCCAUCGCCUACGGCCUCGACAACAAGGCCAAGGACGCCAAGGAGGAGAGGAACGUGCUCGUCUUCGACCUCGGCGGCGGCACCUUCGACGUCAGCGUGCUCACCAUCGACAACGGCGUCUUCGAGGUGCUGGCCACCAACGGCGACACCCACCUCGGCGGCGAGGACUUCGACCACCGCCUCAUGGACUACCUCGUCAAGCUUGUCAAGCGCAAGCACGGCAAGGACGUCUCCCACGACGCCCGCGCGCUGGGGAAGCUCCGGCGCGAGUGCGAGCGCGCCAAGCGCGCGCUCAGCAGCCAGCACCAGGUCCGGGUGGAGAUCGAGUCGCUCUUCGACGGCGUCGACCUGUCGGAGCCGCUCACCAGGGCCCGGUUCGAGGAGCUCAACUCGGACCUCUUCCGCAAGACGAUGACCCCCGUCAAGAAGGCCAUGGCGGACGCCGGGCUCGCCAAGGGCGACAUCCACGAGGUCGUGUUAGUCGGCGGCAGCACCCGGAUCCCCAAGAUCCAGCAGUUCCUCAAGGACUACUUCGACGGCAAGGAGCCCAGCAAAGGCGUCAACCCUGACGAGGCCGUGGCGUACGGCGCGGCCGUGCAGGGGAGCAUCGUGCGUGGGGACAACGCCGAGAAGCUCGUGGUGCUCGACGUGACGCCGCUCACGCUCGGCAUCGAGACGGCCGGCGGCGUCAUGACGCCCCUGAUCCCGCGCGGCACGGUGAUCCCCACGAGGAAGACCAAGACGUUCACCACGUACCAGGACCGGCAGACCACGGUGAGCGUCGUGGUGUUCGAGGGCGAGCGGAGCAUGACCAAGGACAACAAGCAGCUCGGCAAGUUCGACCUGACCGGCAUCGCGCCGGCGCCCCGGGGCACGCCGCAGAUCGAGGUCACCUUCGAGGUGGACGUCAAUGGCAUCCUCCAUGUUAAGGCGGCGGACAAGGGCACGGGUAAGUCGGAGAAGAUCCAGAUCACGAGCGCCGCCGACCGCCGGAUCACGCAGGAGGAGAUCGACCGGAUGGUGCGCGAGGCGGAGGAGUUCGCCGAGGAGGACAGGAAGGUGAGGGAGAGGGUCGACGCGAGGAACAGGAUGGAGGCGUACGUGUACCACGUCCGGACCACGGUGGACGGCGAGGCUGGGCAAGGGAUGGACGGCGGGGAUAAGGAGAGGGUCCGGGAGGCGGCCAGGGAGGCCAGCGAGUGGAUCGACGAGAACCCGGAAGCGGAUAAGGAUGAGUACGUGGAGAAGCUCAAGGAGCUCGAGGACCUCUGCAACCCUGUCUUCGCCGCCGCGGACUCCCACAAGUCCGGUGGCGGGCAUGACGAAGCCGAGGAAGACGACCACGACGAGCUUUAGUUUUUUUUCCCUGUUCUUAUAUAUUUGUAGCUUAGUAAUAACAUUAGAUUUGAAUUACGUACUGGACUGACCAAUGCCCAAGGUCACUCUUAGUGUCAAGUGUUUGGCUGCCUGACUUAUAUAGACGGUAUUCAUGCA